GCUACACAUGGAUAGAGAUGUGAGGGAAUACGUUCGUCAUUGUCAGCGUUGUAUAGUGAGCAAGAUGGCCGAGCCUGCAGGAAGAGCUCCUCUUGAGAGUAUUGUUACCUCCCGACCACUGCAACUUGUUUGUAUUGAUUUUUGGUCAGCUGAGGAUUCGCGCAACAGAUCUGUGGAUGUUUUAGUAAUGACCGACCAUUUUACCAGACUGGCUCAGGCCUUUGCCUGCAGAGAUCAAUCAGCCAAGCAAGUGGCGAGAGUCCUCUUGGAGAAGUAUUUCUGCGUCUAUGGAUUCCCUGAGAGGAUUCACAGUGACCAGGGUCCAAGUUUUGAGAGCGAGUUGAUUGCUGAACUUCUGCAGCUAUCUGGUGUGCGAAAGUCCCAUACUACCCCAUACCACCCGAUGGGAAAUGGCAGUGUUGAGCGUUUUAAUAGAACGCUGGGCAAUAUGAUCAGAGCUCUUCCCUCAGAGUCAAAGCAAGACUGGCCUAGACGCUUACAAACUCUCACAUUCAUGUACAAUUGCACUUCCCAUGAAACAACAGGUUAUGCACCAUUUUAUCUGAUGUUUGGAAGGGUUCCCCGUCUACCCGUGGAUAUCCUGUUUGGAAAUAUCUUGACUGACCCUGAUGUAACUGACUUUGGCAGAUAUGUCACAAAGCUGUCUGAGGAUCUUAAGGAAGCCAUGUUGAUUGCUCAAGACCAUGUGAGAAAGGAACAGAACAGGCAGACCAGACUAUAUAACAGGAAGGCGAAUGGACCGAUGAUUGAAAUUGGAGACAGAGUGCUUGUGGCUAAUAAGAAAGAGAGAGGAAAGAGAAAAGUUGCUGACCGAUGGGAGUCUAUUGUUUACACUGUGACUGAGAAGAAUCCUCAAACUCACACAUAUAAGAUACAGGAUACUGUUACAGGGCGUGAGCGGAUUGUCCAUCGUAAUUUACUCAUGUUGGUGAAUUUUCUUCCUAUUCAAGAUAUGCCACGAUCCUCGCAGUCCGCCCACUCAAUGUCCUCUGUUGCGUCCUCUGUCCAUUCCAUGGCUUCGGGUCAAGCUACAUCCGACGACACUCAGAAUCAAGUGUCUGUUCAGCUGGAUCAGUCCCAGAGUGCAACAGAUGAUGUCCUUGUGAGCGUCCCUGAACUUGAAAACUACUCCGAUAUCCUGCCUGUGUCUGGAGAGAGAACCAGAGAAUGGGUCAGUCACCUGGACACUCCAAGUCAACAGUCUCCUGAAGGAAGUGCCAGGGAGUCAUCUGUUGAAGUUACUGACAAUGUGCUGACUGAUAAGGUCCCAGACUCGGACUCUGAGCAUUCUCAUGCCUCACACACUGAUGACAUUGUUGCUAGGGAUGACGCUUCGGCCAUUAGCGACCAUCACACAGUUUUGUCAGUAGUUACUUCUGGUUCUGUAGGUGACAUUGCACACACUGUUGCACACACUGAUCAACCUGAUUCUGCACCACAUCGCACUACACGUCUGGGUCGUGUUGUUCGGCCGGUUAACAGGCUUCUUUAUACUAUAUCUAGACAAGAUAUCACUAAACGGUUGCAGCAGAAUGUUCAGACUGUCUGCAGCUCUGUUGUUCAGGCCCUUAGGGCAUAAGUCUUCUGCUUUUUUUAUGUGUCUUAGUAUAGUAUUGACAUUUAUACCUGAUGAUGUAUGUAUUGAUUGUUUUGGGCAAGUGUAGAAUGUGUAAGGCAUUCUGCUUCCGGUAGUUGGUUGGAGAGUUUGGCACUGCUCUCUGUCCGCUGCAUCCUUAAGGGAUACCUUUUGUAUGGUCGGGCUUGAAAUGUGUAGUCCCUUGACAUUUGAUGAGUUUUGGGUGUAGUGUUGAGGAAGGUGUGUAAUUUUGUCCAGAAUUCAGUGGGGGUGGGUGUAACAGAGUUGAAUAUAACCUAAUAUAAUUCUCUCAAAAUUACGAUACUACUAUGUUAUUGCAUUUUCUAUUUUUAUAUACACUGGUUUUUCAUAUGCUGAAAAAGGUUUCUAUAUGUUGUACCCAUUCACACGAGUUUAACGAUGAGGCAUUGCGGCCGCAAUUGUAUUUCCACUCUACUCUGCAUUUCAAUGUUUUGAACACUUGCGCUUCCCGUACUCCAGUCAGAACUUUAGUCUGCUGGAGGUAAGCUGUGCAUGGAGAGUGCUCCGUGAAUAAUUUUGUGUUUUAAUAAAAUAGCAUGUCUGUCUUUCAUACUGGUUAGCUAAUAAGUAUUUGCAUAAGUUGCAUUAACAGAUAUCUUUGCAAGUGAAGCUAGAAUGUUGUAUUUAGACUGUAUUUAAUCAAGCUAUUGUAUGCUACAUCUUUUUGGCGGCAGCCACGUUAUGUUGACUAGCUCUGGAGAAAACACUAGCAAUCUCUUGACUUCUUUUUACGUUUAUACUGUAGAUUUGGAUGUACGGUCGCAACUCAUCUGAAAUCAAUGGAUUUAUUGUUUUAUGUGUGAAUGCAGGUACGUUGGUUAUAUUGUUAUUGAAUCAAUGUUUGUUGUGUGGUGAGUCGAUGUUGUAUAGAAAACCAAGAAACUAUACGAUCACUAGGUGCAAAAUGCCCUCUCUGUAUGUCAUUUUACUUUGCAAGCAUUUAUGUUAGUUUAAAGUUGAACAGGCUAUGUAUUCUUGUGUCUGCAUGCAAGAAUAACAUAGGUAAUGCUGCCAGUCAGAACUUUAGUCUGCUGGAGAUUUGGAUGUACGGUCGCAACUCAUCUGAAAUCAAUGGAUUUAUUGUUUUAUGUGUGAAUGCAGUGAGGGAAAUAAAGACACCAAGAAGAA
Sardina pilchardus (European sardine) is the source of this 2767-nucleotide messenger RNA. RefSeq lists its product as uncharacterized. Lineage: Eukaryota; Metazoa; Chordata; Actinopteri; Clupeiformes; Clupeidae. The record is from RefSeq and is a predicted model, not a curated record. The transcript has a single exon. Bases 8 to 1600 code for a protein of 530 amino acids. Gene Ontology annotation, molecular function: nucleic acid binding. Gene Ontology annotation, biological process: DNA integration.